This is a messenger RNA of Symbiodinium necroappetens, 502 nucleotides long. The record is from the annotation of a GenBank genome assembly. Lineage: Eukaryota; Dinophyceae; Suessiales; Symbiodiniaceae.
GACGGACGUGGAUCUCUUAGACGACUACUUCGUGCGAAUGCAAGAGUUGGUAGAGAAGUCCGAGUCGGUCAGGUUGAACAAGAUGUUGUAUCUGAUCUGGAAGAUGCCACACUACGUGACGUCCUACCAUCAGGACACACAUGUCCCGCCGCACUUUACCGUCUACAAUCAGGUUUCCGGCGCAAGCGUUUUCCACUUCCUGCCACCCCUGGUUGGCUGCUACGUCACGCAUGUCGGGCGGAGGGACAUUUCUGCGCUGAAGGAGGUGUUGGAGAGGCUGGAUGCAAUGCAGCUGGGCUCACUGGCAGUCCUCGGUCCGGGUCAGGUUGCUUUGAUCAGCCCCUUCGGUUCCCACGGCGUGUGGGUGCCUUCCCAGGCCUACAACGAGAAGCUGCCAGGCUUCUCUGUCUCAGCCAUCCGGGCCGUCGAGCUCUUCAUGCGGGAGCAGCUGAGGGUAGCGAACUGGGAAUUGAAGCUCCCCACCUGGAACCAAGUCUGGCCA